Messenger RNA from Spizellomyces punctatus DAOM BR117, 306 nucleotides. RefSeq lists its product as uncharacterized. The record is from RefSeq and is a predicted model, not a curated record. Lineage: Eukaryota; Fungi; Chytridiomycota; Chytridiomycetes; Spizellomycetales; Spizellomycetaceae. The transcript has a single exon. The coding region runs from base 1 to 306 and encodes 101 amino acids.
AUGUCAAACACGGACUUGGACACCAAACUCAUGAUGGAAAAGUUCAAUGGCAUGAACUACCACCUCUGGAAGUUCAAAAUGACAAUGUUGCUGAAGGAAAAGGGGCUGUGGGGUGUGAUUGAGGGGGAUCAGAGCAUGGAGGGAACCUCUGAGAAGGAUUGGAGGAGAAAGGAUGAGCGGGCAAUGGCUGUAAUUGCUCUGUCACUGAGUGAUGCCCAACUCAUGCAUGUACAGACCGCUGUAACUGCAAAAGUAUUGAAACUUAGCGCUUGGAACACUGAUUUCCCGUGUAGAAAUCACUUCUGA